AUGGCAGAAACCGGAGGUGAACAAUGGAGUACGGCCAUUUCCGCGUCAGACCGUGGUCCUUUGGUGACAAUCGCGGCUGGUUUGAUGCUGGUGGCCAUGGUACUCUUCUUGGGCUUCAGGCUCACGAUACGAUGGCCUUGGGCGAAGCUCAUAGGAUGGGAUGAUUGGGCGACGAUGCUAGGCAGCCUUUUCGCCUGCGGGCAAAGCAUCGCCGUCUUCGUUGCCAUUGAUCGUGGAUUGGGCGUGCAUCGUUCAGAUCUGAGUGUAGAGCAGUCGAUGGAGGCGUGGCAUGCUCUUUACGCAAGCGACGUGAUUAGUAUCGUGGCCUUGACGGGAUCCAAGUUAGCUGUGUCUCUUCUGCUCCUGCGGCUGUCGACAUACAAGCAGCACAUAUAUGCAGCUCGGGUCAUCACUGGCUUGAUCAUAACUUGGGGGGCUAGGGCGGAUGUUCGAGGCGCAUGGAUCGGUCUUGGAGCGUUGAGUAUCCUCCUGGAGGUGGCGCUGUUCGUGCUGCCAUGCUUUUUGGUUUGGAAUUUGAAAAUGAAGCUGUCAGCCAAGAUCACCGUGAUCGUAGGUUUCGCAUUUCGGAUCCCUGCCAGCGGUCUCGCCCUAGCUCGCGUCCUGGCAGUGGUGAAAAUGCUGUCUGCCGAAGAUGGGCAAGUUGACAUCGAUUUUACCUGGGAUUACGUCUUACCGACGAUCUACACUAGUGUCGAAAUGCACUACAGUCUGAUGGCCGCCACAAUACCUUGCAUGCAUCUCUUCUUGCGCCAGUUCUCGACAGGUAAGUGCGGUCUGACAAGACCAUUGCUCGAACCAGAGCUGACCAAAGACUCCCAGGUUAUUUGGGUACAACCAAUGAGCAACUACACGGGACCAUGA
Messenger RNA from Fulvia fulva, 882 nucleotides. RefSeq lists its product as uncharacterized. Bases 1 to 882 code for a protein of 293 amino acids. The record is from RefSeq and is a predicted model, not a curated record. The transcript is spliced from 5 exons. Lineage: Eukaryota; Fungi; Ascomycota; Dothideomycetes; Mycosphaerellales; Mycosphaerellaceae.